AUGGAGAACAGCGGCUGCAUCCCUCUCUGCUGGAGCAAAGCUGCCUGCAUCUAUGCGCAGCACCCCUUAUCAAAAUAUGACAGCCAGCUAGCCCCAGCAGGACCAUCUGAGUCUGGCAUGGCAUCGUCUUCCUACCUGGAACCAAGCCUCAAUCACUCCACAGCAGGUGGUUGUGGGGUUAAGUCCCGGCCUGGAAUUCCGGGCGGUCCCAGCACCAGUGGCCCUGCUGGAGGACUGGAGCGGCCACCGGGCUCCAUGGACCGGGUUCUUAAGAUCUUCCAUUAUUUUGAGACAAACAGCGAACCCUGCAUGUGGGCCAGUAAUAUCAGACACGGAGAUGCCACAGAUGUCAGGGGUGUUAUCCAGAAAAUAGCAGAGAUUAACAAAUUGCGCUGCGUGUCUUCUUUGGGCCUCCGGCUAACCCAUUUGCACUCUGAUGCUCUCCACUGGUUACACCCUGACUUGGGUGUGUCUCAUGUAAGAGAGAAAUAUGAGAAACAGCAUCCACAGGAUGAAUGGAGGUAUGAAUUACGGAUACGGUACCUUCCAAAAGGUUACCUCAGCCAUUUUUCUGAGGACAAACCCUCUCUUAACUACCUCUAUCACCAGGUGAAAAGUGACUAUAUGCAACAUAUAGCAGACCAGGUGGAUCAAGAUGUUGCACUGAAGCUGGGCUGUUUGGAAAUAAGAAGGUUCUUCAGAGAGAUGCCAGGCAAUGCACUGGAUAAGAAGUCCAACUAUGAACUACUAGAGAAAGACGUGGGUCUGAGAAGGUUCUUCCCCAAAAGCCUGUUGGACUCCCUGAAGGCGAAGACUCUUCGUAAGCAGAUCCAGCAGACAUUUAAGCAAUUUGCUAACCUCAACGAUGAGCAGAGUAUCCAUAAGUUCUUUGAGAUACUAUCACCUAUCUACCGCUUCGACAAGGAGUGCUUCAAAUGUGCUUUAGGGUCUAGUUGGGUAAUAUCAGUUGAGCUUGCAAUUGGACCGGAGGAGGGAAUCAGCUACCUCACAGAUAAAGGCUCAACGCCUACUCACUUAGCUAACUUUAAUCAAGUCCAGUCCAUCCAGUACUCCGCUUUAGAAGAAAAGGACAGAAAAGGGAUGCUGCAGCUAAAUGUGGCUGGAGCUCCAGAGCCCCUCACUGUCACUACGACAUUGCUGACUACGGCAGAAAACAUGGCUGACCUGAUUGACGGCUACUGUAGGCUUGUCUCCUCAGUAACGCACUCCUUCAUUGUCAGAGUUCACAAAGAGGGAGACAGAGCCCUUCCUUCCAUACCAAAAGUUUCAAACCAUGAGAAGCGGAUGGAGAAACGGAUGGAUGGCGUACGAACGCGAGCUGUCUGCGUGUCAGAAACGGACGACUAUGCUGAGAUCAUAGAUGAGGAAGACACCUAUACCAUGCCUUCAAAAUACUAUGGACUAGAUCAAGCAUGGGACUAUGAGAUCCAGCGGGACUGCAUUGAACUGGGACGCUGCAUUGGUGAGGGUCAGUUCGGAGACGUCCACCAAGGAGUCUACAUCAGCUCGGAGAACCCAGCUCUGUCUGUGGCUGUGAAGACAUGCAAGAACUCCACGUCAGACAGUGUCAGAGAAAAAUUCCUCCAGGAAGCAUUGACCAUGCGUCAGUUUGACCAUCCUCAUAUCGUAAAGCUGAUGGGUGUCAUCACUGAGAAUCCGGUGUGGAUCAUCAUGGAGCUCUGCACACUUGGAGAGUUGCGGUCAUUUCUCCAGGUUAGGAAAUACAGUCUAGACUUGGCCACUCUCAUCCUGUACUCUUAUCAGCUCAGCACAGCUCUGGCAUAUCUGGAGAGCAAACGCUUUGUACACAGAGACAUCGCAGCACGGAAUGUGUUGGUGUCCACUGUUGAUUGUGUAAAGCUGGGAGACUUUGGUCUGUCGCGUUAUAUGGAGGAUAGUUCCUAUUAUAAAGCAUCUAAAGGUAAAUUGCCUAUUAAAUGGAUGGCUCCAGAAUCCAUUAACUUCAGACGAUUCACUACAGCCAGCGACGUGUGGAUGUUUGGUGUCUGCAUGUGGGAGAUUCUGAUGUACGGCAUCAAGCCAUUCCAGGGUGUUAAAAACAAUGACGUCAUUGGCAGAAUAGAGAACGGAGAACGACUGGCUAUGCCUCCUCAGUGCCCUCCUACUCUUUACAGCCUGAUGACCAAAUGUUGGUCGUACGAUCCCAGCAAGAGACCCCGCUUUAAUGAGCUCAAAACACAACUCAGCACGAUAUUGGAGGAGGAGAAGGUCCAGCAGAAAGAAAGGUGCAGGAUGGAGAUGAGGAGACAAGUUACUGUGUCCUGGGACUCUGGAGGGUCUGAUGAAGCACCACCUAAACCGAGUAGGCCGGGGUACCCCAGUCCUCGCUCCAGUGAAGGCUUCUACCCGAGCCCUCAGCACCCUGGACACUAUCAGAUGGCAGGUUAUCCAGGACCUCACACCCUCCCCUCAGUGCCCAGCGCUCUUUACCCCCCACAAGCUGCUAUGCUGGACACGCACCAUGCACACACGCACCCCCGCCACCACGUGCACUCACACUCACACGUGCAGCACCUUCCCCAGUCGCAUGGAGCGGACAUGGCCCUCUGGGGCUCCGCAGUGGAGGACAGGGAAGUAGACAUGCAGCAGUGUGUAGAACAGCAGUGCCUGUUAAUGGAGGAACAGCUGAUGAUACAACAGCAGCAGAUGGAGGAGGAUCAGAGGUGGCUGGAGCAGGAGGAAAGGCUGCUGAAACCAGACACGAGGAGUUCUAGAGGAAGUCUGGACAGAGAAGAAAUUGGACUCCAACCACCAACAGGAAAUCAGCACAUAUACCAACCCGUUGGAAAAACAGAACAUGCGGCCCCCCCAAAGAAACCCCCUCGACCGGGAGCCCAGAGCCAAUUGGGCAGUCUGGCUUGUCUAAGUACUGGAGACAGCUACAAUGAUGGAGUAAAGCUUCAGCCUCAGGAGAUCAGCCCGCCUCCCACAGCCAAUCUGGACCGUUCCAAUGACAAAGUGUAUGAAAACGUGACAGGACUGGUCAAAGCUGUGAUUGAGAUGUCCAGCAAGAUCCAGCCUGCUCCCCCGGAGGAAUAUGUACCCAUGGUUAAGGAUGUUGGUCUGGCAUUGAGGACAUUAUUGGCCACAGUGGAUGAGACGCUACCUCAGCUUCCAGCCAGUACACACAGAGAGAUUGAAAUGGCGCAGAAGCUGCUGAACUCUGACUUAGCAGAGCUGAUCGGGAAGAUGAAGUUAGCCCAACAAUAUGUGAUGACCAGUCUCCAGCAGGACUACAAGAAACAGAUGCUCACAGCAGCUCACGCACUUGCCGUUGAUGCCAAGAACCUCCUGGAUGUUAUCGACCAAUCUCGGCUUAAGAUGAUGGCGCACUCCCGCCCACACUAG
Molecule: messenger RNA, 3390 nt
Organism: Menidia menidia (Atlantic silverside)
Lineage: Eukaryota; Metazoa; Chordata; Actinopteri; Atheriniformes; Atherinopsidae
Source: the annotation of a GenBank genome assembly